This is a messenger RNA of Lycium ferocissimum, 902 nucleotides long. RefSeq names its product cold-regulated 413 plasma membrane protein 2-like. The transcript has 4 exons. Bases 74 to 682 code for a protein of 202 amino acids. Gene Ontology annotation, cellular component: membrane. The record is from RefSeq and is a predicted model, not a curated record. Lineage: Eukaryota; Viridiplantae; Streptophyta; Magnoliopsida; Solanales; Solanaceae.
CAAUUUGUGUGGUUUUGAAUCACAAAGUACUGUUUCUCCAAUAGAUUGAGAUCUAGUAGGUGGUGUAAGAAAAAUGGGGAGGAUGGAUUAUUUGGCUAUGAAGACUGAUGAAGACACUAACAAAUUGAUUAAUGAAGAUCUUAAUGAGCUGAAGUUAGCUGCUAAGAAGUUACUUGACCAUGCCACCAAGCUUGGUGGUCUUGGUUUUGGUACUGCUUUCCUCAAAUGGUUUGCCUCAUUUGCUGCCAUUUAUUUGCUGAUACUGGACCGGACAAACUGGAAGACCAAUAUGCUGACUGGACUUCUAGUUCCAUAUAUCUUCUUCAGUUUCCCUUCAGUGCUAUUCCACUUUUUCAGAGGAGAGGUUGGAAAAUGGAUUGCUUUCGUUGCGGUAGUACUCAGGCUUUUCUUCCCACGACAUUUUCCAGACUGGUUGGAGAUUCCUGGUUCAUUAAUCCUACUCCUAGUGGUUGCACCCAACCUUUUUGCCGAGACUUUCAGAAACAGUUGGGUCGGCACUGUGGUGUGUCUUCUGAUUGGCUGCUAUCUCCUCCAAGAACACAUCAGAGCCUCUGGUGGAUUCAGAAAUUCCUUCACACAAAGCAAUGGUAUAUCCAACACAGUUGGUAUUAUCCUUCUGUUGGUCUAUCCAAUCUGGGCUCUGGUACUCCGAGUCGUUUGAUGAACUAUGGCUGCAACAAUUAUCUGUGUUUUGGUCGACGAAUUUCAAUGUUCAAUGCUGCGUGCAGACCUCUUUCUUUACUGUUGAAACAAUGAAUAAAGGAUUGUUAUAUGGAUUUGGUUUUGUUCUGGACGAGGUUUAAACAUUUCUGGUUAAGUGCUUAUGUACUUUUGACCUAUCACUACUUAUGAUCAAUGGAUUUUGUGAAGUUUUCUUCACA